Molecule: messenger RNA, 9003 nt
Organism: Drosophila busckii
Lineage: Eukaryota; Metazoa; Arthropoda; Insecta; Diptera; Drosophilidae
Gene: jbug
Product: filamin-C
Exons: 16
Coding region: 106-8892 (2928 amino acids)
Biological process (GO): actin cytoskeleton organization
Molecular function (GO): actin filament binding
Source: RefSeq, a predicted model, not a curated record
UAUUAGUUAUUUAAUGCAACAACUGAAAAUGAAACAAUUCUAAGCCUGUGAUAGUGCAGAAAGAAAAACGAAAGUGAAGUGCAGUGUAGGCGCCACACACACAAAAUGGACGUCAAAGAUAUCAAGGGCGCCAAGGUGACCCAUGCGGGCCUGCUUAAGCACAACUCCGAUGGCAGCACGGAGACUCAAAAGAUUACGCAUGCUGGCCUCGUGGCCAGAAGUCCCGAAGGCACCGCCGCCAAGGGCAUGAACAUCAGAGGCAACGAGGAUCUAUGGGUGGAGAUCCAGGCGAACACCUUUCGCAACUGGGUCAACGAGCAUUUGCGCGAAACGGGCAUGCAGGUGCACGAUUGGGCAACGGACUUUUGUGAUGGCACCUGCCUCUGCGCUCUGGUGGAGAACUUGCAGACGCGCCCGCUGAAGCCCAGUUGGAACCGUCGGCCCGCCAAUCAGCAUCAUUACCUGGAGAAUGCCACGACGGCGCUCAAGUCCAUUGAAGCGGAUCACAUCAAGCUGGUGAACAUUGGCAAUGUGGACAUUGUCAACGGCAAUGUUAAGCUCAUACUGGGCCUUAUCUGGUCACUCAUUGUGCGCUAUCAGAUCGGACGCAGCAAGUUUCCGCCUCGCAAGCUUAUGCUUGCUUGGCUCCAGGCCGCCUUGCCGGACUGCAAGAUCACCAACCUGACCACGGACUGGAAUAGCGGUGUUAAUCUCGCCGCGCUGCUCGACUACUGCCAGCCAGGCCUGUUUCCGCACUGGCGUAGCCUCGAUCCUAGUCAGAGUGUGCGUAACUGCACCAAUGCCAUGAAUCUGGCGCAACGCGAAUUCGGCGUGCCAAAGGUCUUGGAGCCCGAGUAUCUUGCCUCUCCUUGGCUGGAUGAGCUCUCCGGCAUGACCUACUUGUCGUACUUCAUGAAGCCGGGAGGCCCAGGCUACAAUGCAACCAUGCGUUGGGUCAAUACGCAGGUCAAGGCGCCUGUGAAGAACUUUACGACCGAUUGGAAUGAUGGGCGCGUAUUUUGUGAGAUAAUCAAGAAUUUGGGCGGCUCUGCACCGGCUCCGGAAAAGCUGAGCACGGAUCCCUUUCACUAUGAGAACAACAUACGCAAGGCGGUGGAUGCGGGCGCCAAAUUGGGCGUGCAGCCCAUACUAACGCCCAAGGACAUGGCCACUCCGGAAGUUGAGCAUCUGGGCAUUAUGGCGUAUGCAGCACACUUGCAGUGGGUGCCGCCGCGGCCACCGCUCUCCGACCUGGUUAAUGUUUAUCUCGAGAGCACUUCCGGCCGUGUGGGCGAACCGACGCAUUUCCGGGUGGACGUGCUAUCACGGGACAUCAGUUUGAGCUCGGUGCGCUGCCAUGUGGUGCCGCCUUCCGGCCAGCCGGCGCAGUCGGUGCGACUGAAUGCACAUGGCGAGGGUGUCUUUGUGCCGGAGCGCUAUGGGAUGCAUGAGAUUGUCGUGGAAAUUGGCGACGACAGCCUGGGAGGACACUUCUUCCGCGUGCUGCCGCGCCUAUUGCAGGUGGCGCCUCCUGGUAUGGCACCAUGUGCUUUAGGUAGCCUGGUCGAGGUGCUGGUAAAUGCUACUGGCGCUCCCAAGACAGAGGAUAUUCUAGUGACUGCGGUGUCGCCCACCGGCAUCUCGCACAACUGUCCGCUGAAGAAAAUCGACGAGGGACACAGUGCCAUAUUCAAGCCGGACGAGGCUGGCAUCUGGGAGAUAGCAAUCACCUAUCAGGGUAGGCACAUACAAGGUGGCCCCUUCACUUGUGCCGUAUUCGAUGCAUCUGGCGUAUCCGUUCAUGGCCUCGACGGCGCCAUGCCGCUGCGGGCGCACACCUUUGAGGUGGAUGCACGCGGCGUUGGCGUCAGCGGCGAGCUGCAUGUGGACAUUGUGCAUGACAAGCACUCGCUCGUCUGCUCGCUGGAGAAGAUUGUGGAGAACAAGUACCGGGUCAGCUUUAUGCCACGCCAAAAUGGCAAAUACCGUGUCUACAUAUACUUCAAUGGUUACGAUGUCAAAGGAUCGCCCUUUAUCAUGCGCGUGGGCACCAAGGGCCGUUCGGGCAAGACGCGCAGUAGUCCGCUGCAUGAGAGCAAGCAUCGCUCGGAGAGUCCCUCGAUGCACUAUGUGUCCAGCUCGAAUACGAGACACAACGACUAUCGCAAUGCGUCGCUCUCUCGCCGGGAUUUGGAGCGCACCAGCAGCUACUCGCCGCAGUAUUCGCCCAAGCUGGACACCACGGAUUAUCACACUUCCAGCUCGCGCUACUAUAAGCGCGAGAGCGAGGAGCAGCAGGCCACGCCCACACCACCGCCGUUGCCCAAUGUGAAAUACUUGAACUCCCACGAGCUCUAUACGGAGAGUGCCCGUCGCGACUCGAAGACCUCCAAUAGCAGCUCCACCAAGAACGAUUACUACUACGACAAGGAAAACGAACUCUAUAGCCAGCGCCGCGCUGUGACCAAGCCCAAGCUGACGCCGCCGCGUGAGGAGCGCUCGUUUAGCUCCCACCCUAGUCCCCCACUCAAUACGCGCUCCAGCGAGAUGCAUACGCACAGCCCUUUGACCAUCAAGACCUCGCAGUACGAGAGCUCCUCGCGUAAUGUGAACAGCAGUCCGCGACACGCCUCCGCCUCGCCUGUGCAGCGUUACUCCCCCAACAGUGCCUACAUUACGACGGCGACGCAUCGCAUGGGCAGUCCAGUGACCAGCAGCUUAGCCAAGAACGGUUACGAGUCCACGCGCACUGUGGAGAAGAGCUCAACCUACAAAUCCACCUCGAACUAUGUAACGGACUCCAAUGUACGCUCCAGUCCUUCGCUCUACGGCACCACUGAGCGUCUGCGCAGAUUGGGUGGCGCCUCGCCGGAGGAGCCACGCAUCGAUCACAGCUCCAAUGUGCGUGUAUCUUCCAUGAAGCCCGCGUCAGCGCGACGCGACAGCUGGGAUGUGAUCAACAAGACCAAGCAUAUGCUCUCGCACAACUCGCUCGAGUCGCUGGCCAACAUGACCGAGACGCAGCUCAAUACGGAGCUCAACUAUGCACGCCCCGAUCUGGACAAUGAGACCCAACGGAAUACGCAAUACAACAAGUAUGCGCUGCUCAAGCAGCAGCAGCAGCAGCAACAACAACAACAGGACUAUCGGCGCGACUCUACGGGCGACGCGGAGCGUUAUAAACCCAGUGCCAUCACCGUCAAGUCGCAUUCGAAUAAUACGUAUACGGAUCGCUCGGGUGGCUACACCAAGACCGUCAAGGAGUCCAGUGAGCAUGUGGUGACGGAGAGCAACGGCCACAGUCCUGGCUACAGCUCACUCUCUAGAUUUCGCCCUAUAGACAACAAUGCCACUGGCGCGAGAGCUAUACGUGUUCAGGACAUACCCAAUGGCUCCAUCGGACGCCCUGUGGAGUUCGAAAUCGACGGCUCGAAGGCGGGCUCCGGCAAUCUAGAGAUACUCGUCAAUGGCGGACGCGUCACCUCGUCGGUGCGCUCUUUGGGUGGGCAGCGCUUCAUAGCCAGCUUUACGCCGCACGAACAUGGAACACACACCGUACAAAUUACCUUCAACGGAGAGACCGUUCCAGGUUCACCGUGGCACGCUGAGAUCAUGUCCUCACCGGGAUUAACUGCACUGGGCGAGUCCACGCGCCUUGUGCCCGCCAAUACGCCGGCGGUUUUUGAGAUACUGCCGCCUCCUGGACAAACCCUGAGCAAGGGCGAGUGCGUGGCAACGGUUUUGACGCCCAGCAAGUCGAAGCUGAAUGCCAGAGUCACCCACGAGGCGGCAAAUGGUGCUGCGCGCAUUGAGUUCGUACCCACCGAGGUGGGCACGCACAUCAUUGACGCGUCCAUCAAUGGCACGAAGAUAGCUGGCGGUCCUUUGAUAGCAAAGGUCUACGACGCCAGCCUCAUCCAAGUGACCGAAGUGAACGGCGGCGUAGUCGGCCAGCCGUGCCAGUUUCGCGUCGACGCCAGCGCCGCUGGCGAAGGCCAACUGGAGAUAUCGAUAAACGAGGGCGAAGUGCCCAAUCACGUCCAGGUCGUUGGCGGCGGUCGCUGCCUGGUCUCCUUCACUCCCGAGCAGGCCAAGUCCCAUCUAAUUGACAUUAAGUUCAAUGGCGAGACGGUGCGCGGCUGUCCCUUCGUCUGCGCGGUGGCCGACACAUCGCGCGUCCUGCUCAAUCUGUCCAAUCUGGAGCUCAUUCCCGUCAAUCAGCCCUCCUCGUUCCACAUCACCGUAAGCGGCGGUGGCGCCGCUGAGCUCGCAGUCAGCGUGCGUGGCCCACUUGGCGAGCUGCCGGUGCGCGUUACUGGCGACAUUCACGCCGGCUUUACGGCCGAGUUCACGCCCAGCAGCGUUGGCGGGCACUCCAUCAAUGUGGAGUACAAUGGCUUUGCCGUGCAGGGCACCCCUUUCCUGGCCAAGUCCUACGAUGCCAGCAAGGUGGUUGUGGGCAGCGUCUCGCGUGGCACUAUGGGACGUCCAGUGCAGUUCACAGUGGAUGCGGGCGAUGCCGGCGAGGGCAAUCUCGAGAUAACAAUAUCGGCGAAGGGUCAGAACAUUCCCACACAGGUGCAUCCACAGGGCAGUGCAAGAUUCAGCGUUUCGUUUGUGCCCACGGAAUCGUGUGAGCAUACGAUCAACGUAUCCUUCAAUAAAAUGCCCGUGCCUGGCUGUCCUAUUACGGUCAGUGUCAGCGGUGGCGUGGCUGGUCCGCAAGUAUCGCUCGGCGGUCCUGGGCCAGUGCAUCAGACCAAUUCUUUUAUUAUCAAUCACAAUGGCGGCCGUUUGGAAGACAUUGAGGUCAACGUUGAAGGUCCAGCGGGCCAAUCGGUUCCAGCGCAGGUUCAUCAGUCUGCCGAGGGCGUCUUCAAGGCGGAGUUUGUGCCGCGCGUUGUCGGCGAGCAUCGCGUCAAUGUAACGGUUAAUGGCCUGCCCACUGCCGGCAGCCCCUAUGCCGCCAAGGUCUACGAUGUGAGCGCCAUCAAGGUGAAGAACGUAAGCAGCGGCACUGUGGGCAAACCGGUGACGUUCCUCGUGGAAACAUCGCAAGCCGGGCCGGGAAAUCUGGAGGUGACAGUAAACGGCGGACGCGUGCCAACCUCAGCUCAGGCGCAGGGCCAACACACCUACGCCAUAAGCUUCACUCCGCGCGAGGCCGAGAGCCACACCGUGGAGCUGCGCUUCAACAGCCAGGAUGUGCCCGGAUCGCCCUUCACUUGCCGCGUUGCGGCAGCUGCACGCAUACAGUCCGCCGAGACGAUGGACAAGGUGAGCGUGGGCAGACUCUUCGAGUUCGCCGUGGAGUCGGACGCAAAGCCCAACGUGGAGGUGCUGGGCCCGGCACGCCGCAGCGUGCCUGUGAAGAUCGAUGCGCUGGCCAAUCAGUUGGGCUAUAAUGUCAAGUUCGAGCCCAUGGAAGUGGGCGACCACUCGGUGGAAGUGCGCUUGCCCGGCGGCGGCGGUCAUGUCGAAGGCAGUCCCUUCCUGCUCAAGGCUUACUCCGCGGAGAAGGUCAUUGUCACAGACAUUCGUCCUGGUGUGGUCAACAAGAGCGUCAGCUUCGGCAUCAAUGCCUCCCAGGCGGGUGCUGGCAAUCUGGAGAUUAUUGUCGCCGUCAACGGCAAGAAUGUGCCCAACUUUGUGCAGUCCGAGGGCAAUGCGCGCUUCAAAGUGAACUUCAAGCCCACCGAGGCGGCCGCCCAUUCGCUCUCCGUGCGCUUCAACGGGCAUCCGGUGCCGGGUUCGCCUUUCAGCUGUCACAUUGCUGCGGCGCCUGCCAGCAGCAAUGGCUUGGGCGGCGGCGGCGCUCCACGCGCGCAGGCCUUAGGCGAGUGCCUGAAGCAGGCAGCCGUCAAGCUGGACAACACCUUCGAGCUGGAAGGCUUUGAGGGCGUGGAGCCGCAGAUCUUUGUCACCUCGCCCGCCGGCGAUAACGAGCACUGUCAGCUAAGCCAGCAUCAGGAUGGCGGUGGCAGCUACAGCGCCAGUUUUCGCCCCAGCACAGUGGGACGUCAUCUCAUCAGCGUGCUGGCCAACGAUCAGCACAUCAACGGCUCGCCCUUCAGCUGCAAUGUGUUCGAUGUCAGUCGCGUCAGCAUCAGCGGCUUGGAGCAGCAAUAUGGACCGGCAAGCCUGGGGCUGCCUGUGACCUUUAGCGUGGAUGCGGCAGGCGCUGGAGAGGGCACCUUGGAGCUAGUCGUCUCGACCGACAGCAGCACAGUCAAGGCCGAGGUGGUGGCCUGCGCACGUGGCCUCUACGACGUGACCUUCGUGCCGCAGAGCACGGAUCCGCAUUAUGUGAACAUAACGUUCAACGAGGUGGCCGUGGAUGGAAGUCCCUUCCGCGUGGACAUUCAGCAGCACACACAGCAUCUGCAGCUGGGCAGUCUGGCGGCCAUUGACUUUCCCGCCGACGAUCAAAUCGUGGAGAUCCUGGCGCCGGACCAGAAGCCAGUGCCGUACACCAUCAAUCGCCAGACUGCGGAGUUCCGCACCCAUCUGGUGGGCAACUACACGCUGCGCUUCAUAGAUCGCGAGACCAGACAGCACAUUGGCAGCCGCACGCUCUGCGUCUUCGAUCCGCAGCUGGUGAAGAUCACCGAGGUGGGCGAAGCCUUCUGCCACAGACCGGCCAGCAUUAGCGUCUCGCUGAAUGAAGCCGGCCAAGGCGACUUGGCUGCUCUGGUGCGCUGUGGCGUCAACGAGGUGCCGCACACCAUACGCGGCCCCAAUAAGUCUGGCGUCUACGAGAUCGUCUACCAGCCCACGCGUCUGGCGCCGCACAAGAUUUGCAUACUCUUCAAUGACGUGCCCAUUUCAUUGAAGCCCCUCGAGAUCAACGUGAUGACUGCCAGCGCCAGCAAGGAAAUCAGCGUCAGCGGCUUGGGCUUGUACCAGGCGCGCGUGGGCAAGACCACCAGCUUUGCUAUAGACACGGUGAAGCGUCCGGCGCGCGAGUUCGAUGUCGUCGUCAGCGGUCCAGGUGGACAGGCGCUGCCUGUGCGCUGCUACCAGACCAAGAACGGUCAGCUGCAGGCGGAGUUCAGCAUCAGCAAGCCGGGACAGUGUGUCAUAGAGGUGCUGCAUCAGUCCAAGCCGUUGCCGGGCAGUCCGUUCACCUGCGAGGCCUUCGACGCCAGCAAAGUGAGCGUGCAAGGCGUCACCAAGGAGCCGCUGGCGCUGCAUGCCGCCAACAGCUUCACCGUGCGCACGGACGCGGCGGGAACUGCGGAGCUGGAGGCCUUCGCAAUCUCGCCCAGCAACCAGAGCCUUCCCGUGCUCAUUCGCGAGCAGUCGACGGGCAUCUACAACGUGGACUUUGUGCCCUCGCAGCCGGGCAGCUACAAGCUGACCCUAAUGUAUGGCGGAGAGACCAUUCCCAGCUCGCCGUUGACUUUCAGCGCGUCCUCGAGUGGCUCGAGGAAUGAUGCGCGAGCCGCUGGUCAUGGCUUGGAGGUUUGUCACCGCAAUAAGGAGGCUUCGUUCGUGGUCUACUGCCCGAUUGCGCCCAAUGUGCAGAUCGAGCGUGUGGACGAGUUUGGCGAGCGCAUCGAGCCCAAGAUUAAGGCGCUGGGCAACAACGAGUGGCGCAUCUCGUACGUUAUACUCACGGUGGGACACUACGAGAUACGCGCCAGUUGUCCCAAUCGCGGCAGCUUGCCGGGCUCGCCGUGGCGCAUUGCCUGCGUGGAGUCCACCAAGGUGCAACCGGUUGGCGGUUGGGGAACUCUGGUGGAUCACGAUGGGCGGCUCAUACUGCCGGCGCGCAUUGUUUUCGAUGUGGAGAACGCUGGACCCGGCAAGCUGGUCUGCAGCAUCGAUGGCAUUGAGGAGAUUCCCGUGGACAAGCUAACCGACGGCAAGAUGUGCCUGAACAUCACGGGCGAGCAACUGGCUGCUGGCGAGCAUGAUCUGGACCUCACCUGGAGCGGCCUGACCGUAACCCAAUGUCCACGCAGCGCUUUUGUUACGGGCCAGCAGGCCGCCGAUAAAGUUGUGCUUAUGGGUCGCGGCUUGGCCGCUGCCCAGGCCGGUGAGGCGGCUCACUUUACCAUAGACGCCUCCAAUGCGCCAGCAGGUCGCCCAGAAGUCAUACUCGUCACACACGAUCAGACCGCCCUCCCGGUGAGUCUGGCUCAGCCACGUCCUAGCGAGAAUAUCUGGCUGGCCUCCUACACGCCGCAGAAGUCCAUGGCGGGAACAUUGACGCUAUCCGUCAAAUGGAACGGUCGCCUGGUCAAGGGCUGUCCACUUACUGUGGCUGUUGGCUCCUCAAUGGAUGCUUCCAAGGUGAUUGCCUCUGGCGAGGGGCUACGUCACGGCAUUGUCGGCAAGGACAUCAAGUCCUGGAUAGAUACGCGUCGCGCCGGACCAGGCGAGCUAACGGCCCAUUGUGCGGGUCCACGUAAGGUCGCCUACUGUGAGCUCUACGAUCAUGGCGACGCCACCUUCACAUUAAAUAUCAAGCCCCAAGAGCCGGGACGGCAUCUGCUCACCAUCAAAUACGGCGGUGUGAAUGUGCCGGGCUCGCCAUUUGCGCUUAAAGUUGCCGGUGCACCCGACGCCAGCAAGGUGCGCGUUUAUGGACCCGGCAUUGAGCACGGCGUAUUGGCCACAUUCCAGUCGCGCUUUAUAUGCGAUACGCGUGGAGCUGGUGCUGGACAGCUGACAGUGCGCGUUCGUGGCCCCAAAGGUGCCUUCCGUGUGGAAAUGCAGCGCGAGUCCCAAAAGGACAGGACAAUACUCUGCAAGUACGAUCCAACGGAGCCAGGCGAUUAUCGCGUGGAAGUCAAGUGGGCUGGCGAAUUUGUACCUGGCUCGCCGUUUCCCGUGAUGAUCUUCGACACAGAGGAGGAGUUGCGGCGUUACUUGCAGGGCAUAUGAGGCCAGCUCAAUCAUCCAACCAUCAUUGUCUUCCCCAGUGGCCUCAGCUCACCCAUACGCUAUCAGUCUGCGCUGCCACAACGACGUGGCAGCUGCGUGCCUCUCUAGCAG